AUGGUACAUUUGUGUAUCACAUUCCUUACAAAGUUCAGAGCUACUCUCGACGGUCUAGAUAAUUCCAUACAGAGUGAUCACACCAAGAUAGACACAGUUUUGAGGAAAGAAUGCAAAACUACACAGCCUAAAGAUGAGAGAUUCUGCUGGUACAUUGGAGCAACUGAAACUUCAGCAACUGGUAUGACACAGAUGGUCACUAAACCUAUGUCAUUCCAUAAGCCUGUGGAGAAGAUUUGCGGAGAGCUGCACAAGAAGGAUGCUUCAAUUUGUGAUCUUAAAUACGAGAAGCAGAUUGACCUGAAGACUGUUAACAUCAAGAAACUGAAAGUUAAAGAUCUGAAGAAGAUUCUGGAACAACAUGGUCAAAAUUGCAAGGGUUGCACCGAGAAAAGCGAAUAUGUCAAGAAAGUAGAGGCCAUCGCCGCUUCCCAGGGUCGAAGCGAACUUUAGAUUUAAAAUAGAUUUAUUGUUUUUAACGACCUCCGUUUAUGGCAGGUCUUUCAGCUUUUCACCUUGUAAAAAGCUUCCUUAACCGCAGAUAUACUGAACUUUUUAAUACGUUAUGUUUAUGAAUAUUUUGCUGAUAUAUUUGCAGCGAAGGGAAGUAUUUCCUGGAGCUUUAUUAGAUCUUGCAAGUAUUUUACCAUAGGAAUGAAUUUAUGAGGUUAUGUUUUGAAUUGUACCAUUGCUGUGUAUUUGUAUGAUAUUGGUUGACGAAAAA
This is a messenger RNA of Bolinopsis microptera, 724 nucleotides long. Its product is annotated as mesencephalic astrocyte-derived neurotrophic factor homolog. The record is from RefSeq and is a predicted model, not a curated record. The transcript has 4 exons. Gene Ontology annotation, cellular component: endoplasmic reticulum. Gene Ontology annotation, biological process: neuron projection development; dopaminergic neuron differentiation. NCBI's taxonomy places the organism in Eukaryota, Metazoa, Ctenophora, Tentaculata, Lobata, Bolinopsidae. Bases 1 to 453 code for a protein of 150 amino acids.